AGAAAUAUGUUUGUCUCAGUGACUAUAAUCUCCAAUUACGCACGUGCUUGUUUUCUCUAUAGCAUUGCUGCUUUGUAUGUUGGUUUUAAACAUUUAGUUUAAAUCCGUUUUAAAAUAACAAAAUUACACAUUUUACACAGAAGAAUCCACACAUUGAGACUUUAACUGUAGCCUAUAUUUUUACGCUAUCAUGUAUUAAAUUGUAGCAGUAGAUUAGGAAACGACAGGGAACGUUGUCACAUUGGGGUAAUUUGUCACAAUGGAACCUUAACCAACCUGGAACAUUACAUUAACCGAAUGCAAUAUUAAACAAUUUAGUGGCUUGAAAUGAAGACAAAAAACGAAUUAUUUGAACACACAAAACUGUAACAUAUCGAAAUAAAACCUAUUAAAUACAACUGCUUAAUUGUUUACUCAACAGUUCAUUGUUACUCAACGUGUUGAUAUAGUCACUUUUGAUGAGUGGACAGAAUUAAUCUCGCGUGUGCAGCUAAAUUACAAAAUAGUUGAGCUUCAUAGGUAGGCCUACUGAAAUGUUUCUUCAAUGCAGCAGCGUAAUAUUGCAUAAAUACAGCAGACUACAGCGUUACGGAUCCCGGAAGUGAACACCAAACAUGGUUGUGUCUAUAAACGAGAAGCUGACAGGCUGUCGCACGUGAUUCAUCGCGGCUUUUUGGCUUCAUUUCUCUCGUUAUGGACCUGUGAAUCCUCCGGGCGUGGGAGGGCACCGGGGCAGCCCGUUCCCAAGAACGGCAGCUGUCAAGCGCGAGGCUUUCCCCGAAAAUACACGCGCGUGCGCACGCCCGUCCGCCCACGGGGAGCUGCAGACAUACCGACGCGCGCGCUCGAGGUGUGACAUUUACUGCUGAAAACACACACAUCUACUGAAAGAUUACAAUAAAUACAAUGUGUUUGUUUGCUUAAUGUCAUUCAAAAAGUUUUUUUUAACAUAAAGGAAUUACAAUUAAAAUGAUUUGGCGUUUACGUGUUAAAUCCUGUUCAUGUUACACUUCUGAGAUGGUGUAAAGCAGAGGUCAGUGUGUGAUGUUCUCAGAUCAGCUGAGAGUUUCACACGAGCUGUUACUGUGAGACCUCAUGAGAGUCGAGCUGUGAUUCAGGGAGAGACACUGACCCUGGAUCAGUGUGGGCUGUUUUUCUGGCUGUUGUGUAAGAUGGAGACUGAAGACGUUCAGAAGCUUCACACCACCCACACAGGAGCUCCAGAGUCUGCUGCUAUGCUGCCGGUGACGACAGAUCUGUUGACACAGGGUGGGAAAGACAUCGCGUUUGCAGACUACAGUCCAUUGUGGAAGAAUCACCGGCGUCUGGUGCAGUCUUCAUUUACACUGUUCGGAGAGGGAUCCAGUAAACUACAGACCAUCGUUGUAGAUGCUGCAGACAGUCUGUGUGAGGAGCUCCAGGCCUGUAGGGGGCAGUGUUUAGAUCUCAGUCCUGUUUUAAUGAGAGCCGUCACUAAUGUGGUGUGCAGACUGGUGUUUAACUCCUCGUAUAAGCCCAACGACCCUGAACUCCUCAAGGUCAUGGACUACAAUGAUGGCAUCGUCCAGACCAUCGCCCGUGGAGGACUCGUCGACAUCUUCCCCUGGCUGAAAAUUUUCCCCAACAAAGACCUGAGCAAGCUGAAGCAGUGCGUGUGUGUUAGAGACCAACUACUACACAAGAAACUACUGGAGCACAAGGUGACCCUCACCCCUGGAGAGCCGCGUGAUCUGCUGGACGCUCUUCUGAUUGGUCAGAUGAAGGGGUCAGGUGGAGACGAUGACAUCACAGAUGAUCAUGCGCUCAUGACAGCAGCCGAGGCUUUUGGAGCGGGUGUGGAGACAACAUCCACAACACUGCUGUGGGCCAUCGCCUUCUUACUGCACCACCCGCAGGUGCAGGAGCGUGUCCAGGCUGAGCUGGACGAGGUUUUAGGGAGGGACCGCCCACCUGCUCUGAGUGACAGGUCCAGUCUGCCCUUCCUAGAGAGCGUCAUUUGCGAGGUGAUGCGGAUUCGUCCCGUCAGCCCGAUCCUCAUCCCCCAUGUUGCUAUGCAGGACACCAGUUUGGGAGGUCAUUCAGUUCCUAAAGGCACCAGAGUUUUGGUGAACAUGUGGGCGAUCCACCACGACCCCAAACACUGGGAGGAGGCCGACACAUUCAGACCGGAGAGAUUUCUGGACGGCUCUGGGAGGAGAAUCACUCCGGCCAGUUUUCUGCCGUUCGGUGCCGGUCCUCGCGUGUGUGUGGGUGAAUCUCUGGCUAGAAUGGAGCUCUUUCUGUUCGUCAGUCGUCUCCUGCAGAAGUUUAACUUCAGCGUGCCGUCAGGACGUUCUCUUCCAGACCUGCAGGGACGUUACGGUGUAGUGCUACAACCACAACACUACACUGUGAGAGUCACACCGCGCUACUGACAGACACACAACUACAAAUCCACAACACGAUGCUUCUGAGUUCAUCUCCUGUCACUUCAUGAGCUGCUAUUGAAAUGAAGAGAUGAGCUCGCUCCUGUGCGCUCCACACGGUCAUGUGUAGGAAACACAUCAUUAAUGACACUUAACAAGCCUGUUGUUUGAGAGCUUUAGGGUUCAACAGAAAUUGAACGUUUCCUCUUUAAUAUUUUUAAAUAAACAGUGAACAUUUACGUUCACACACACACAUUCUCUUCUAUGCACACGCACGCACA
This is a messenger RNA of Triplophysa rosa, 2686 nucleotides long. Its product is annotated as steroid 17-alpha-hydroxylase/17,20 lyase. The transcript is spliced from 8 exons. The coding region runs from base 1173 to 2414 and encodes 413 amino acids. NCBI's taxonomy places the organism in Eukaryota, Metazoa, Chordata, Actinopteri, Cypriniformes, Nemacheilidae. Gene Ontology annotation, biological process: progesterone metabolic process; hormone biosynthetic process. Gene Ontology annotation, molecular function: iron ion binding; steroid 17-alpha-monooxygenase activity; heme binding. The record is from RefSeq and is a predicted model, not a curated record.